Messenger RNA from Carlito syrichta (Philippine tarsier), 888 nucleotides. RefSeq names its product vomeronasal type-1 receptor 2-like. Gene Ontology annotation, biological process: G protein-coupled receptor signaling pathway. Gene Ontology annotation, molecular function: pheromone receptor activity. The record is from RefSeq and is a predicted model, not a curated record. Gene Ontology annotation, cellular component: membrane. Lineage: Eukaryota; Metazoa; Chordata; Mammalia; Primates; Tarsiidae. The coding region runs from base 43 to 888 and encodes 281 amino acids. The transcript has a single exon.
GUUGUUGGAAUCCUGGGGAACUUUUCUCUCUUGUAUUAUUACAUGUCUCUUUACUUUAGGGGAUGUGGGCAAAGAUCCACAAAUUUGAUUCUGAGGCACCUGACUGUAGCCAAUUCCUUGGUCAUUCUCUCUAGAGGAAUUCCAGAGACAAUGGCAGCUCUGGGGUUGAGACAUUUUGCCACUUAUUUUGAAUGUGAAGUUCUUUUAUAUGUUCACAGGGUGGCCAGGAGUGUGUCCAUCGGUGCCACCUGUCUGUUGAGUGUUUUUCAAAUGAUCACCAUCAACCCUAGGAACUCCAGUAGGUGGGUAGAUCUUAAAGUAAAAGCCCUCAAGUACAAUGGCCACUCCAUUAUCCUUUGCUGGGCCCUGCACUUGCUGGUAAAUACCAUUUUUUCUAAUUAUACUGAAAAAUGGAACAACAGAAACUUCACAAAGAAAAGAGAUUUUGGAUAUUGUUCUGCUCCAUUUUACGAUGAAGUGGUGACCCCGUUGUAUGCAGCAUUGACAUCUUUGCAUGAUGUUCUGUGUUUGGGACUCGUGACCUGGGCCAGCAACUCUAUGGUUUUUAUCCUGUAUAGACAUAGGCAGCAGGUCCAACACAUUCAUAGGACCAAUCACUCCCCCAGAUCCUCUCCUGAGACUAGGGCCACCCAAAGCAUCCUUGCAUUGGUGAGCACUUUUGUGGCAUUUAAUGCCCUUUCCUUCAGCAUCUAUGUUUAUAUAGCUCUCUUUGAUAAGUCCAACUGGUGGCUGGUGAACACUGCCAUAGUAAUCACUGCAUGUUUUCCAACUUUUAGUCCCUUUGUUCUCAUACGCCAUGACCCCAAUAUAUGCAGGUCCUGCUGUCAAAAAACUACACAACUCUCUUAUAUCAUCAGAAAAAUGUGA